AUGGCUCAACGUGUUACUUUCAGAAGAAGAAACCCAUACAACACCAAGUCCAACAAGAUCAAGGUUGUUAAGACCCCAGGCGGUGUCUUGCGUGCGCAGCACGUCAAGAAGUUGGCCACCAGACCUAAGUGUGGUGACUGCGGCAUCGCCUUGGCUGGUAUUUCCUCUUUGAGACCAAGACAGUACGCAUCCGUGUCCAAGACCCACAAGACUGUCUCCAGACCAUACGGUGGCUCCAGAUGUGCCAACUGUGUCAAGCAGAGAAUCGUGAGAGCUUUCUUGAUCGAGGAGCAGAAGAUCGUCAAGAAGGUCGUCAAGGAGCAAGCCGAGGCUGCCAAGAAGGCCGAGAAGAAGCAAUCCAAGAAGGGCAAGAAGAACUAA
This is a messenger RNA of Eremothecium gossypii ATCC 10895, 381 nucleotides long. It is a transcript of the gene RPL34B, whose product is annotated as 60S ribosomal protein eL34. Gene Ontology annotation, molecular function: structural constituent of ribosome. NCBI's taxonomy places the organism in Eukaryota, Fungi, Ascomycota, Saccharomycetes, Saccharomycetales, Saccharomycetaceae. The record is from RefSeq and is marked provisional. Gene Ontology annotation, cellular component: ribosome. Gene Ontology annotation, biological process: translation. The transcript has 2 exons. The coding region runs from base 1 to 381 and encodes 126 amino acids.